AUGAUUAAUCCUAUCUUUGGAAUAGCACUAUAUUUGAUUAGUAUAAUUGAAGUUUUUGGUGUUUCAUAAGUGAUCUCAUCUUCAUUUUAAGGAAAUAGUUUCUCUAAUGAUGAUAGUAAUUAUCAUAUUGAAUCAAACUUAGAUUGGGUGGUGAGUGGAGCCUAACCAUAGUUCACAGAUUGUAUGGGUCAAAAAUUAUUUGGUGAUUUUUCAGCAUUUGGUCGAAGGGUAAGUGCUAGUAAGACUUUUGAGCUACCACCUCAUUCUUCAAUAAAUUUGCAAGUGUAAUUUUGGAAGUAAAAGGCAUAAAUAAUAUAGAAUAGAUUCUUGGGACUCUGAAUACGGAUAUAUUUUUGUGGAUUAUCAAAUAGCGUGGCAGAAAAAAUACAAUUACUAUGAUGGAUCAUCAAUGUGUGGUGGGAAUUGGAAUGAAGUAUCAAUGAAUUUGAACUUAAAUAUAAAGCAUAGUGGCCCGACAGCUGUAGUAAUUUUCACAACCAAUUUAGAUGAAGGCCCUGAUAAUGUAUAACAAUUAGAAAAUUUAAUUAGGAGUCUUGGGGAUUUAGAGAUUUCAUUAUAUCAGUCGAGAAAUGUCCUUAGGGAUGUUUAGUAUGCCAAUAGACUGAUACUAUAUUUGAAUGUUAUUUUUGGAAAGUAAUAUAGACUAGUUGGAACUAAUUAGAUAUUAAUGGAAUAGUAUUGGAUGGUUGGAAAGUUAUAUCUGGAAUUUCUGAGGCGACAAUGUGGAUGUAAAUAGAAUUCAUAUGAAUUAGCUGUUGUUUUGUUUGGCGGAUACUAAAAGACAGGAACUGGAACAGUGAUCAGUAAGUCUUUUUUUAAUAUUCCUCCACAUUAUUAAUUAAAGAUAUAAAUUUUAUGGGCUAAAAUUGAUUCUUGGGAUAACGAAGCUGCCCAAAUGAGAGUGGAUAGUGUUUUAGUUUAGGAAAGAAGAUUUUAAUGGUAUGAGGGUUAUUUUGGUAAGGUAUGUGGAAAUUCAGAUUUUGGGUAGAGAACAAUAUUUGUUAGAAAUGAAAUAGAUUUAAAUCAUACAAGUAGUUAGGUAGAAAUUUAAUUUUCAACAACAUUAAAUGAGCCAAUAGAUAAUGAGUCUUUUGGUUUGAGAGACUUUACUAUUUUUUAUGGUUCAUGUAUCAAUAAUUGUGCUUAAUGUACAGGACCUAAGGGAUCUUAAUGUUUAAGUAUUUUAAACAAAAUAAUAAUUAGUGUGUUCUAUAGGAUGUUAUAAUACUGGAGUUAUUGAUAUAAUUUGUUAAUGUAAUUAUCAAUUAUUUUAAAUUAGUAUGUUAUCCAUCAUGUUAUUAAUGCGAUGGGCCCAGUAUAGAUAAUUGCACAGAUUGUGGAGAUCCUAAUAUAUACCAUAAAUAAUUGGUAGCUGGAUAAUGUUUAUGUUUAAUAAGAACAAUAGAAUAUAUUCAGAAUGAUGAAACUUUAUGUUUACGUAUUAAUUCUCAUUUAAGUAUUUUAGCUUGUCAUCCAAGGUGUGAGAAAUGUUAUUUGCCGUUUUAUAAUACAGUUAAUGAAUAUUGCACAAUGUGCAUAGCAGGAUAGGAUAGAGUUGUUUCUGAUCAACUUAAUUAUGUUUGUAAAGCUGGUUAUGGUGAUGAUGGCAUUUCUGAUAUUUGUGUUUGUAAAUAUCUUUAUAAUUUAGAAUGUCAUUACACAUGUGAAAAUUGUAAUGGUCCCUUAGCCACAAAUUGCACAACCUGUUCAUCUUAGUCUAAUCGUCAUCUAACUUCUGAUAAAUAGUGUUUAUGCAACAAAGCUUGCAUUGAUACUGGAAUCAACUAGGUUAUGUGUUUAUGUACCUUAUUAACUACAUCAUUUUACAGACAUUUGCCACCAUACAUGCUCCGAUUGUGAUCUACCUGGAGAAGAUUAAUGUACAAAUUGUCCAAUUACAAGAUAACCUGAUGUAAUUGGAAACCAUUUUAAAUGUUAGUGCAAAGAUUCUCAUUAUUUCAGUGAUGAUACCCAAUUAAAUUGUUUGGAAUGUCAUUUUACCUGCAAAACUUGUAAUGGAAUUUAUGAUAAUAAUUGUUUAACAUGCGAUCUUUCUCAUCGCUAAUUAGUAAUGUUCAAAUGCAUUUGUCCUUAUGGUUAUUAUGAUGUUGGUUAAUUGCAAUGUUCCCGUAAUUAAAUUGAUAAAUUUGAAGCUUGUUAUUAUACAUGUAUGACCUGUUUUGGUCCUGAAGAAGAUAAUUGCAUCACAUGUGCUGCUAGUAACUACAGAGAGGUCAGAGCUAAUAAAUGUUUAUGCUUAAAUACAUAUAUGGAAAAACUAGUUGGAGACCCAUUGUGCUACAGUAAAAAAUUAGUAAAAUACUAGAAUGCUCAUAUAGAUGUGCUAAUUGCAGUGGUACAAUAGACAAAUGUACAUCAUGUCCAGUCUUCUCCUUUAGGGAUCUAGGAACAGAUAAUUCUUGUUCUUGUCCAGCCAAAUCAUAUGAUCAACCUGGAAAUCCAAAUUGCAUUGGUAUUAAAGAGAUUCACAUUAGUUUGUCACAGCACUUGCUUAACAUGUAAUGGCUCAUAAUCAAAUUAAUGUAUAUCCUGUAAUGCUUAAAUAAUGAGAUAUUUGGAUCCUUCAGGAUUCUGUUUAUGUCAGAGUAAAUAUUUCGAUGUUGGAUAGCCUGAAUGCCUAGUUAUACAUUAAAAUAAUCCUUUAGCAUGCAGUGCCAAUUGUUUGAAUUGUGUAAAUUCUGCUGACAAUUGCACUUCUUGUAAACCAGAUAGAUACUUAUAAGGAAAUUUAUGUUUAUGCCAAACAAAAUUAAACGGAGCUGCCAUCAGUACUUAUUUAAUUUUAGGUAAAGCAGAAUGCCAAAGUACUAUUAAAUAAAUUUAAUAUAGGUUGUCAUUAUUCUUGUUUAAAUUGUAAUGGAUCUACAUUUAAUAAAUGUACAUCGUGUUUGGAUAGUGAAAUGAGAACUUUAUAAAAUUCAAAUUGCAUUUGUGAAUUUCAUUAUUUUGAUAUUGGCAAACCAAAAUGUUAAUGUAAAAUUAUUGUAAUUAAUAUUAGAAUGCAAUUAUAGUUGUUAAACCUGUGCAGGAUUAGAUACUAAUUGUUUAAGUUGUUAUCCGAACACAUUUAGAACUUUGAUUAAUUCACAAUGUUAAUGUUAAAAAGGAUAUUUUGACGAUGGAUCAAAUUCAAUAUGUUAAGGUAAUUAUAUUAAUAUUAUUAUUAAAAGAAUGCCAUUAUUCUUGUUCUCAGUGCAGCUCUAUUUCUACCAAAUGUGAUUCAUGUUCAAUUACAUUAAAUAGGUUGUUCAAUUCAUAGAUGUUUACUUGUAAUUGUUUAGAUUCUUAUUAUGAUUCUGGAAUAGAAACUUGUUCAAAAUGUCAUUAUACUUGUUUUACAUGUAAUUAUUUUGGAUUUCAAUGUUACUCAAACUUGCAUUUGCAAGCCUGGAACUACAGAUAUUAAUUUUGAAUGUCAAAUAUGUGAUAUUACAUGUUAAACAUGUUAAAAUUCAAUCACUAGUUGUACUUCUUGCAAAAUUUUGAGAUUAUUAUUCAACAAUCAAUGUAAUUGCAUAGAUGGGACAUAUGAAAGUGGAAAUGAUAAAUAGUGUUUAUUUUGUAAUAAAACUUGUUUUACAUGUAUCAACCGAGAUGAUUAUUGUACAUCUUGUUCAGCAGAUUAAAAUCGAAUCUUUAAAACAGGAAAUAUGUGUAUUUGCCAAAAUGGAUAUUAUGAAGAAUCUAUUACUUUAAAUUGUAAAUAGUGUGAUUAAUCUUGUUUAACUUGUAAAAUAUCUCCUACUUAUUGUCUCACUUGUGAUGCUUCGUACAAUCUCAGUUUGGAUGUCUUGAAUAGAUGUGUUUGUUCAACAGGUUUCUAUUUUAAUACAUCUACUUUAAAAUGUGAAGGUAUAAUAAUAGUAAUUUAGCUUGUAAUAUUUCAUGUAAAGAAUGCAAAAAAUUAUCGCAAUGUAUAGAAUGCGAAAAUCUUACUAGAUAUUUUUUCCAGAUAACUUGAGUUGUCCAUGCAUAGAUGGAUAUUACGAAGCUUUUUUUAAAAAAUGCUCAUGUAAAAUUAAAAAUUAUUAUUAGAAUGCGAUUUAAGUUGUAAGACAUGCAUUAAUUAAUCUACAAAAUGCUUAUCUUGUGAACUUAAUUAUUUUAGAGUUUUAAAUAAUAAUAAUUAAUGUAAUUGUUUAGAUGGUUAUUAUGAUAUUGGGAUUGAGAUGUGUUAACUAUGCAAUUUAUAUUGUAAUACUUGUUAUAUCACUUCAACCAAAUGUACUUCAUGUAACUUAACCAAAUUCUUUAGAUUAUUAAAUCUAAAUGAAUGUAUUUGCUAAAAUGGAUAUUAUGAUAAUGGCUCAUUAAUUUGUGAAAGUAAACAAUUUUAAUUAAUUUAUAGAGUGUUCCAAUUAAUGUCUCACAUGUAAAGGGAAAAGAGAUUAUUGUACAAGUUGUGAUCUUAAUUAAAAUAGAAUUGAUUAAUCUGUUAUUAAUAAAUGUCCUUGUUCAUCUGGUUUCUAUGAAAAUGAAUAUGAAAAUUGUUAAAGUAUUAAUUUUAUAUAUAACAAGAAUGCCAUCUUAAAUGUUAAACAUGUAAUUAAUCUAAAGAGAAUUGUAUAAAUUGUUCUUAUUCCAUUACUUCUAAUAGACAAAGCAUCUCUCAGAAUUGUAUUUGCAAAGAUGGGUACUUUGAUGAUGGUAUUUAACUGGAUUGCUAAAAAUGCAGCACACGUUGUAAAUAUUGUUUAGAAUCUUCUACUCAUUGUUUAACUUGUUUUAGCAAUCUGAGAGACACACCUCCUAUUUGUAAUUGCAAGCUUGGAUUUUUUGAAAAUUCUGCUUAAAAUUGUGAAUGUAAUAAAUCAUUUAUUAUUUUAGAAUGUGAAAAUUAAUGCUUAACUUGUGAAAAGACUCCCGCUAAUUGUUUAAUAUGUAAAGAAGGUAGAUUAAGUAAACAAUGUCUAUGUUAGGAUGGGUAUUAUGUAGGUGGAUAACCUCUUUGUAUUUGUAUUUAAUUAUUAAUAAUUUAAGAAUGUGACUUUUAAUGUAAAAUAUGCAAGGAUUCCUCAUUAAAUUGUCUAAUCUGUGAAGGAGAUCGUAUUAACAUUCCUAAAUGUGAAUGUCCUGAAGGAUUUUACGAUGAUCUAUAAAAUGAAUCUUGUUAAGUUUGUUAUGGAUUAUGCAAAACAUGUAAUGUAGAUGGUUGUCUCAGUUGUAAUGGCAAUAGAAUCUUAUCUCCUGAGAUGUCUUGUGAUUAACCACCUAAUUCUGUGAGUCAUCCUGAUACUCCAUGGUGUUCAAGUAUUAGAAAUUUCUAUUAAUAUAAAAGCUUGUGAAGUUGCUGUAGUGGAUGUUAGGUUCUCUGAUGACUUAUUAUCAAUUUUAGUUAAGUUUGACUUUCUAUUGAAUCCAUCAUUCUUUACUACUCAAUUUUAAGAUAAUGUCUGUUUAAAAAUCUUAGAUUAUCAAACAUAUUAAUUGCUUGGUAAGAAUCCUAUUUGCUAUGUUGAUCCAGAUGAUGAUACAAUAUUAAUUAUGAAGGUAGGAUAACAAGUUAAGAUUAUUCCAGGUGAUAAGAUCAUAUUUUAUGAUAAUUAUUUUGGUCAUCAAGAAUGCGAAAGAAGAUUAAAGAUUUUUAUUUUCAAUUAAAUCAAAAAUCCUAUAAACCCUGUCUCUCCUAAAAUAAGUUAUGAUAUACCUACUUAUCUUAUUAAUCCUUGUGAUGAUAAUAUUAUACCUUUGAAGUAAAAACUUAACGAUGGACUUAGAGGUUUAAUUGGAAUAAAAUGGACAUACUCUGUAUCUGGAUCUAAUGGAAAUGGUGAUCUUGAUAACUUUGUUGCUUCAUUAACUAGUUUAUAAAUGUUAGAAUUAGUUAUUCCAUUCCAAACUCUACCAAAAUAGUCAAAUAUUACCUUCUAUUUAGAGUUUCAAAAUUUUGUAACUUAAAAGAAUAUACAUAUUAUAAAAUUGUAAACUCAUUCAGGUCAAUUUCCAACAAUUCUUUGGAUUUAAAAACUUUAUUAUUAUACUUUUGAAACUAUUUUUUUGCAAUUCUAAAUUAAGAAGAAGGAAUGCUCUGAAUCUGCAGUAGCUUAAAUUGAUAAUUCUGAAUACAUAUUAUCUUUAGUUGAAGUAUAUAGAAACGAUUCUAAUUCAAGGCCUUCAAGAGUAAAUUAUUAAGAAAGCACUCGUCAAAGUUUCUUUAAUGUUACAAUACAAAAUUAUACUUUGACUUCUAGAAUUGCAUAUACCUUCUAAUAAACAACGAUUGAUCCUUUGUUGAACUUUUCAAUUACAAGAAAUAUUACACUUGAAAUCAGUUCAGGAGGUAUAUUUUGUUAAUUUAAUGGCACUAAAAAGAUUCAGAAUUAUAGAAAAGAUACUUAAAUAUACAUAUCAUGUAGAGAUUUAGAUACUUAAUAUGACUGGAAUGAGGAUUUAGGCAUUUAAAUUAAUGUUGAGUGUGUUGAUUUGACUCUCAAUUCACUCUGUAUGGAUGUAAAUAAAAAAAUAAUUAAAGUUAAUAAAAGUGAUAGUAUCCAAAUAAUUCCUAAAUAAUCAAUACAACCUUAUACUAUUUAAUGUUGGACAGUAGUAGCAUCAAAAUAACAAUAUUCUUAUAAAUUUAAAUAAAAUAUUGUCUAUUUAGAUAAUGAUUUUAAAUUAUUAAAUGUCACAUAUAGUAAAGGAUAUUUAAUGAGACCAAUCAAUAAUUAUGAAAAUUUGGAUUUCAUUAUUAAUAUUCCUUUUUAAGAUAGAUAAUAUCUUUUAGAAUAUCAAAUUGCUGUAAUUUAUAAUUUUGAACUCAUUAAAAUAUUACAAUCAGAAUACUUUAAAUACUAAUUUCGAGUAUUUGAUUACUUUUAAGAAUUUACAAAAGGAAAAUAAAUUAAUUUAAAAUUUUUGGCAUAGUUUACAAAUGAGAUUAUACCCAGUUAAGAUCAUUUAUAGUUAACUGUUAAUUAACCACCAACUUGUUAGCGAGCUUGAGUGAAUAAAUAGUAGAAGCAUUAAAACUUUAAAAAAUAAUUACAAUAUGUGAUUUUUCUGACUCAGCUCCAUUUACAUAUUAAUUGAGAUAUUUUCUUAAAAAUUAAGAUUUAUUAGAUUUUUUGAAUAGAAAAUACGAUUAUUCAUUAAUUUUGAAUAGUUAUUAAAGUUCAAAUGUUUUUGAAGGCUAUUUUCCAUUCGCUGAUGGCAUUCUUUUAAUAUAAGUAAUGGAUUCCAAAGGAUUGUACUUAAACAUUGAGAAAAAAUUAAAUAUAAAAAAGACUGUCCUUAAUUGUUCUUAGAUAAAUAUAUAUUAAUUUAAUUUAAAAUAACAAGUGUAUUGAAUCAUCAGGAUUAAAAAUAGUGUAUUAAUUUGUCCAAAUAAUUAUAUUUAAACAUCAAAACUUUUUUGGGAAAUGAGGAUAUUGAUGUUUAAUUAUUAAUAUAUUAAACAACAUAGCUUUAUAAAAGAUUAAUUCAAAAUAAUGAUAAUUCAAAAUUCUCUAUUAGAUUAUUGAAUGAUAAUUCAGAAAGUUGUUUUGAGAAUUCUACAAAAAACUUUUAUAUUCAAAAUGCAAAAAUUAAUUCUACAUUAAAUGUAACUCCAAAUAGUUUGCAAGCAGAAUUAAAAUAAGUUAUGACUAUUAUUCAGAAAAUGAUAAAAAAGUCAACUGAUUUAGAUGAUUAGAUUCACAAAGAUGAUGUGUUUCUGGAUGAAAAACUUUAUUAGAAAAAAGAAGCUAUUUUGAACUCUUUUUAGGUUGUGUUAUUUUUAAUUGACGAUAUAUUCCUCAAGAUUCCAACAGUUACUAUUAGUUCUAAUGAAGAUAAAUUAUAGAUUCUAAAUGUUUCUGAGUAAUUAAUAAAUCUUAUUGAGAAGAUUUCAAUACAUGUUAAUAUUCAAGCAAAAGUAAAUGGUCCUGAAUUUAUUAUUAAUGGACAAAUACUAAAAUGGUAAUUUUCAAAAAUUACUAAAGAUAUUUUAAAUAAUCAAUUUGAUAUUGAAAAAGAUUUAUUAGAUGGAUUGAUUGAUUUUGUAUAAAAAGAAUAAAUAGAAUUAAAUUACAACUAUUUAAAUCUAUCUCAAGAAUUAUAAGCUUAAUUGCAAAUAUUCUUUAAUUUAACUACCCUCGAAAUUAAUGAGAAUUCUUACAAGAAAACUAAUCUAUAGAAUCAUCUUUAUAAUGGACGUUAUAUAGAUUGUCAAGAUACAAUUAAAUAAUACAUAAUCGACAUGUUUACAAUUCCAUAUUGCUAAGGAUAAAUACCUUUAGAAAAACUUUAUUUUAAUGAUUGUGCUAUAAUUGAUUAGAAUGGAUAAUUCUAAAAAUUUGAAUUACUAACUGAGGAAAUUAAUAAUUAAACUGUUUAUAUUUAAUGCAAAUGUUAAAAAUUUGGAAGCAUCUAUUUAAUCAAAUACCUUAACUACUCAAUUAUUUAAUAAAAUAUCCCAUUGAAUAUUUAUAAUGAAUAUAGAGUGGAUAAUUCAAACUUAUAAUUAAGUGAAUAACCUAUUCUACUAUUUCAUGGCAUUUUUAUUGCUUUUUCUUUCUUCUUUUAUUUUUAACUAAUCUCUAUCGAAAUUAAAUCAAAAUAAACUCUUACAUUUACAAGAGUAGAUUCAGAUGUAAGUGUAGAUGAAACUCAAAGAAAAGAAAAAUCUAAUAAGGCAUUAAAUUUUUAUCCAGGAAAUUUCUCUAUAUUUAAAAAAUCAUUUAAAGUAAGUUUUAUUUUAUAAUAUCUAGUUUAUUCAUGAAAUAUUAUCCUUCUUUAUACAAAAAAUACAAUCCUUUCAAAAAGUUAUAGAUUUUUAUAAUUAUCAAUCAAAAUAAGUUUGUUAAUCCCAUUCUCAUUUUUCGAGAAAUCUUUGUUAGAUUAAAUUACAAUAUUUUCAAUUUUACUUAUAAAUUGUGGAACCUUCCUAUUUAUUAGAAUGAUUUUAAAGAUAUUGUAAUCAAUUUACAGAUUUAAUGGAAAAUGGAGUAUUUUUAUUGUUAUUAUAUAUUUACUUAUACAUCUCUUUUGUUAUCUGGAAUUUAUUCUUUAAUUGAAAUAAUGGUAUAUAAAAUGUUAUAUUUUUUAGUUAAGAAGACCUUUACAUAAUUAAUAUAGAAAUUUCUAUUAUUUUAAUAGUCUCAUUCUUAUUAUUUUAUGUCAUUCUUGAUCCAAUUAUGAUAUUCUUAAGAAUAAUUAUUUUGAAGCAUAUUAUUAUAUAAAUAAGAGAUUAAAGAAUUGAUCCAUUUAAUUAACUAGUGUACUUUUUCGUUGGACAUUAAAAAUUGGAUGAACUCUUUCAUUAUUAUGCAAUUAUGUGA
Paramecium pentaurelia is the source of this 9299-nucleotide messenger RNA. The record is from the annotation of a GenBank genome assembly. NCBI's taxonomy places the organism in Eukaryota, Ciliophora, Oligohymenophorea, Peniculida, Parameciidae.